AUGGCGACGGAUUUGUGUCUUCCAGUACUGAAAUACUCGCAUGCCACCGGUGUGCGGUCUGACAACACCAUUGCAUGGACUCACCUGCAAGCAGCAGACCUUUUCACCAUUGUCAAGGGCAAGAGCAGAGCUUACGCUGAUGAAGACUUAAACCUACGGGUGAUUCAUGGCACUGCAGUUUUGGCGAGUGUUGAGAUAUCAGCCUACAUCAACGCAGCAAGCGAUGCACGGCGCGGCGCGCAACAACAUGGCGUUACGCCCCAAGUGGAUCAGCUUCCCAUCUUCGGCAUUACGAAGGAGUCGCUAUUGGCGCUCCGAUACAAGCUGAAUGAUGGAAUAGCUCGUCGGAUGCAGCUCCGCUUCGAAAGUCCGACUCACUGUCGCCAGGUUGUUGAUGCUUUCAUUCGCCGCGGUAUGGACUUUCAGCAACAGCGUCCAACAACCGCCCGGUCAGGUCCAGGAGAUCAUGCAGACCGUCCACUGACGAUGAGCUCAAGUUCUCCCUUUGUCGCCAGCGGUAGGCCGACGACCUCUCAGAGCAACUUCCGCCCUCCUACAGCGCUGGACAUCCUUCCGCGUCUGCCAACCUCGCGACCUGAGAUCGAUCGGCAGCCGCAUCAUGACCUUGAGCUGCCGCCUCCACCUCUACUGGUUCGCGACGAAGCAGCUGCGCCACGCAAAGUUGCCGCAGACCGUCCCACCACUGCGAUGUUCUACCGCUCGACCACUACAUCGUCACAGCAGUUGAUCGAUCGGGCAGCCGAAAUCAGCCGCAAACCCUCCAAUCUGAAUCACGAGCGGCCAUCAUUCCGGUCUCAUGCGCCAACGCUUGAUGCGACUCCACAGUUUGCCACGGUGGAGCUGACGCCAGGGCCUAUGAUUGACACGUCACCUUCUUUGACCACUACUUCCCACAUGCCACAAAGCUACUCGUCCAGCAUAUCAGAGCCUAUUCCGACAGCGCGUUCAUCCGAUCUUGCAGUUCCCAGCCCCCCGAAUACACGGCCUUCGACUUCUUCUACUUCGCUUCCACCAGAGAACUACGACCAUGAAAUACCACCAAGACGAGAGCUGCCGUUCAAGGUGCCAGAAGGCAGACCUAGCGGUAGGCUGCAGAGCCUUUCCAGACCCCACAGCUCAGCCAUGACAUUGCCGCCCCUACCAAAGCCUAAACUCACGAAAGAAGAGUCUGCGGCUUUGGCGCGUCCAUACAGCUCAUCUUCCGUUAAGCAGAUGCACGACUAUCGCCCCAGCACAACCUCGCCACUCAAGCGGCCUGCAGCCGCCGUAGAAGAGAAAUCCGUGAGACCACAAAUCAUGCUCCGGCCUGCGGCGAAGUCGCCUGAGGCCCCUAUCCCAGCGCCACAGGAAGCUCGGCCUUUCCAAGUCUCACGGAUGGACGACCUGCUAGCCAGCAGAAAGCCGUUAACGGAACGCUCCGCAAAUGCCCAAAUCGGUCGAACGGAUAGCCUGGCUGACGCUCCUCACGAGGUGGUUGGAAGCCCUCAAGCAUCGCCUGUCAAGAGCGCCGCUACUGUCCUCUCUCAUGUGGAGCACGCGGCCAAUCAGCCGUCGUUACUGCAGACAGACGAUCGUGAGUCAGCAGGCUCACUCGAGGAGUACGCCACGUUAAGCAUGCAAGAUCGCCAAGCUGUGCUGGAGGACUUCAUGAUGGCGAAUCUUGAGAACCCAGCCUUUACCAAGCUCUGCGAAGACGUCGAGAAUUGUUGGCGGAGGAUAGCUCUGGGACUGUGA
Baudoinia panamericana UAMH 10762 is the source of this 1755-nucleotide messenger RNA. RefSeq lists its product as uncharacterized. Gene Ontology annotation, biological process: reciprocal meiotic recombination. Bases 1 to 1755 code for a protein of 584 amino acids. NCBI's taxonomy places the organism in Eukaryota, Fungi, Ascomycota, Dothideomycetes, Mycosphaerellales, Teratosphaeriaceae. The record is from RefSeq and is a predicted model, not a curated record. The transcript is spliced from 3 exons.